Molecule: messenger RNA, 2670 nt
Organism: Colletotrichum destructivum
Lineage: Eukaryota; Fungi; Ascomycota; Sordariomycetes; Glomerellales; Glomerellaceae
Product: Putative Heat shock protein 70 family
Exons: 5
Coding region: 544-2457 (637 amino acids)
Molecular function (GO): ATP-dependent protein folding chaperone; ATP binding
Source: RefSeq, a predicted model, not a curated record
AUCGAGACGACCAAGAAACUCGACUAGGCAGCAGGAAUACUCAAAGGACAACAGACGUCUGCUCGUGCAAAAGGGCCUCCCAGGUCAUCAGACGUGGCUCAAACGCACGCGUAUCCGUCAAAUCCAAAUUUCUGUCGCUUUUUGUCGUCAUUGCUAGGGGUCCUCUUCUCUGCUCCUUGGGAGCUACCGCUACCUGACGCUGCACUGUUGAGACUCGUCUAGUCACUUUCCCUCCUUUUCCCCCCUUCCCCCCCAAGCGCGCCCGCCCACCUCAGAGCCGAACCCCUCCUCCACCGUUUCCAUCCCCCCCACGAUCAUGGUCCCGUAGCCUUGCUGUCCUGAGAAGACGAUCAACAUCCCGACUCUUCAUUUUAGCGCACAACUCCCAACGACGUCUAACCGCAUUAUUUCGUAAUCGCUUCUUCUCAUUCAGAUCCACACCCAUAAGCCGCCAGCGAGGGCUUGUCCCGUUCGCUUUGUCUCUUGCCUUCAGACCGCUCCCGCAGAUUAUGGGUUUGAGCGCGUAUACCGGAUAUUGCCACCAUGAGCUUCAACCUCCCGCUUCGGCCGAGUUCCAGCAGUACACGGAACCAGGCCAGCCGGAGCAGCUACUUCACCAACUAUACGCCGAAUUCCUCCACUGAGGCCAUCAAUGGUCCUCCCCUCCGGGAACCUGCUCGUGAACUGUUCGGCACCACCGAUCGUCUGAUUGUCGGCGUAGAUUUCGGAACCACGUUCUCAGGCGUCGCCGCCGUGUACACCUCGACGCCAGACGAUGUCGAGAUUAUCAAGACGUGGCCCGGUGGCAAUGGCAUCACCUCUGACAAGGUGCCCACCGAAAUCAGUUAUGAUUUUCCUGCAAACGCCGCCGCCGGCGCCGAGCCCACGGUGAAAUGGGGCUUCCAGUUCAAGCCCGAAGAGUCGCGCCUUCGUUGCAUCAAACUGUUUCUGGACCGCUCACAGAAGCUGCCUUUUUACGUUAGCCCGCUGGAAACGGCGGCUCAGCUGAAACGUUACAACAAGAAUGUCCUGGACGCCGUGAGCGACUACCUCACCCAGGUCUACAAGCACACCAUGGAUACCCUGACCCGAAGAUACGGCGAGUCUUUUAUGCAGUCCACCAAGGUUGACUUUGUCUUGACCUGUCCGGCCGUGUGGUCCGACGCGGCAAAAAACACAACGCUCCAAGCUGCCGAACGAGCGGGCAUGGGGUCCAAAUCGGAAAUUCAGAUGAUCAGCGAGCCCGAAGCUGCGGCUGUGUACACGCUGAAGGCAAUCCAGCCGAACCACCUCAAUGCCGGAGAUAACUUCAUCGUGUGCGAUGCCGGUGGUGGAACUGUCGAUCUGAUUGCAUACAAGAUUAUAUCAUUAAAGCCGCUAAAGGUAGAAGAGUCCGCCGUCGGAACCGGUGGUCUCUGCGGCAGUGCAUUCCUCAACUACAGAUUCGAGGAGCAUGUCAGAAACAAGUUGGGCCAUAGCCGCUUCGACGAGAUGAAGGUCAAGAAAAACAAGACGUGGCAGAUGGGCCUGCGAUACUUUGAAGAGUUUGUGAAACGCAACUUCAACGAGGACGAGCACCAGGAAGUCAACGUGCCGUUUCCGGGUUUGCCCGACGACGAGGAGGCCGGUCUGGACUGCGGCUUCAUGGUCAUGUCAGCUGCCGAGAUCAAAGAGAUAUUCCAACCCGUCGUCAAGGAAGUAUGCGACCUUGUUCAGGGCCAGGUCACAGGCAUCCGGUCCAAGGGCGGUGUCGUCUCGGGCAUCGUGCUGGUGGGAGGAUUCGGCCAGAGCGACUAUCUCUACCGGAAACUCAAGGCCCACUUCACCAGUGCGGCGCCGCCACCGUACACCGAACGACCGACCCACGGCAGCGUGACGGCACUGCAGGAUACGAGCUCGAUUGAGGUUAUGCAGCCGGUGUACGCCUGGACGGCCGUUGUCCGAGGAGCAGUCCUGCGAGGACUGGAGGGUAACAUGGUGAUAUCCCGUAAGGCGAGGUACCACUAUGGCACUUCGUACGCAACGGUGUACGAUGAAGAAAAACACUCGGUCAGCGAGCGAUACUGGUCGCCACUAUGGGAGCGAUGGAUGGUGUCGGACCGUAUGCAGUGGCACAUUGCAAAGGGAGAGGCAAUAUCACCCUUGUCGCCUAUCGCCUUCCACUACACCCGAAAUUUCAGGCCCGGGCAGUCAUUACUGGUGACGGACGACCUGAUCGCGUGCGAAGCGGACGAUCCACCGUCGGCGUACACGCGCGACCUCAUUCACGUGUGCACAUUAACUACCGAUCUCAACGCGGUGCCUAGGAGUCUGUUCACGCGGCUGACGACGACACGUGGUGUGGAAUUCGACAACCUCGACUUUACGCUCGAGAUGAUUGUCGACAGCGCUGGCCUGGGUUUCGAGUUGAAGGUGGACGGCGUGCGGUACGGACGCGUCGAUGCCGAGUUCCAUUGAGAAGCGACCGGGCGUAACCCUCGGAAGAGGAACUGGCGGGGUAUAAUGGAACAGGGAGGGAAGACAGCGGAGGAGGUCUACUGCACGGAAGGACUUUUGGGUGCGGAGACAUCGCAGGAGGCACUCGCCCGCUUCUUCACCUAGGAAACUCUCGUCAUAUAUAGUUCGUAAAGAACACACAUGCUGCAUAGGUCGCCAAGCGAAAAGCAUAUU